CCAGCAUGGGUGCCGGGUCCCGCUCGCUGCUCGCCGCCUUCUUACUGCUCCUCUCCGGCUACCGCACCGUGCGCGGCGACACACCUGCCAACUGCACCUAUCCUGACCUGCUGGGCACCUGGGUCUUCGAAGUGGGUCCCGGGGGUGCCCAGCGCAAUGUCAACUGCUCGAUUCUUGGACCACCAGAGAAAAAAGUAGUGGUGCACCUUCAGAAGCUGGAUACGGCUUAUGAUGACCUUGGCCAUUCCGGUCACUUCACCAUCAUUUACAACCAAGGCUUUGAGAUUGUAUUGAGUGACUACAAGUGGUUUGCCUUUUUUAAGUAUAAAGAAGAGGGCAGCAAGGUAACCAGUUAUUGCAAUGAGACAAUGACCGGGUGGGUACAUGAUGUGCUGGGCCGGAACUGGGCUUGUUUCACUGGAAAGAAGGUGGGAACUGCUUUUGAGAAUGAGUAUGUCAACGUGGGACACCACAAGAAUUCCCAGGAAAAAUAUUCUGAUAGGCUCUACAAGUAUAACCAUAGCUUUGUGAAAGCUAUCAAUGCCAUUCAGAAGUCUUGGACUGCAACUGCAUACAUGGAAUAUGAGACACUUACCUGGAAUGAUAUGAUUAGGAGAAGUGGUGGUCACCGUCAGAGAAUCCCCAGACCCAAACCUGCACCUCUGACUGCUGAAUUACAACAAAAGGUUUUGCACUUGCCAACAUCUUGGGACUGGAGAAAUGUUCAUGGUAUCAAUUUUGUUAGCCCUGUUCGAAACCAAGCAUCUUGUGGCAGUUGCUACUCAUUUGCUUCUAUGGGUAUGCUAGAAGCAAGAAUUCGUAUACUAACCAACAAUUCUCAGACCCCAAUCUUGAGUCCUCAGGAGGUUGUGUCUUGCAGCCAGUACGCUCAAGGCUGUGAAGGUGGCUUCCCAUACCUCAUUGCAGGAAAGUAUGCCCAAGAUUUCGGGGUGGUGGAAGAGGCCUGCUUCCCUUACACAGGCACUGAUUCUCCAUGCAAAAUGAAGAAAGACUGUUUUCGUUACUACUCCUCUGAUUACCACUAUGUGGGAGGUUUCUAUGGGGGCUGCAAUGAAGCUCUGAUGAAGCUUGAGCUGGUCCAGCAUGGGCCCAUGGCAGUUGCUUUUGAAGUCUAUGAUGACUUUCUCCACUACCGAGGGGGGAUCUAUCACCACACUGGCCUGAGAGAUCCUUUCAACCCCUUUGAGCUGACUAAUCACGCUGUUCUGCUCACAGGCUAUGGCACUGAUGCCACCUCUGGUCUGGAUUACUGGAUUGUUAAAAACAGCUGGGGCACUCAAUGGGGUGAGAAUGGCUACUUCCGGAUCCGCAGGGGAACUGAUGAGUGUGCAAUCGAGAGCAUAGCAGUGACGGCCACACCAAUUCCUAAGUUGUAGGGCAUACCUCCCAGUAUUCCAUAGUGAUCAUCAUCAAUUGUAAAAGAGCAUCCAUUUAUUCACAGACUGGAGAUGUAGACUUACAAAUGGAUUCCUACAAAGAUUUUUAUCUUAAAACUGCUCUUCACUGUAGUAUACCUUCCAAUCAAAUCACUCACUGACCUUUUUCUAUGUAUUCAGUAAAAUGAUAAUGUUAUGAGAGAUGGUGAGCUGUGAAAUAAUGGAUGUUGCUUACAAUUUGUAAUUCAGAUACGAUAUUUUUUAAAAACAAAUUAUGUGAAAGCGCAAACUUAUUUUUAAAUUGUAUAAAUCACAAGAAAAUAUGACAAUGUUUAUUAAAAUUUUUUUAAAUUUUUAAAAUAAAUGUUCA
Molecule: messenger RNA, 1767 nt
Organism: Carlito syrichta (Philippine tarsier)
Lineage: Eukaryota; Metazoa; Chordata; Mammalia; Primates; Tarsiidae
Gene: CTSC
Product: cathepsin C
Exons: 7
Coding region: 6-1397 (463 amino acids)
Cellular component (GO): lysosome
Molecular function (GO): cysteine-type endopeptidase activity
Source: RefSeq, a predicted model, not a curated record